UUUCAACCCCCUUUGCCUCGUUCUGUCACUGUCGCCGUCGUGCUAGAUCCCUUUUGUCCCAACGUUGCCUACCUCUUGAACAGACAUGGUUGUCCUCGCAGCGUCGAUAUGCACCCGCGGGGGCAAAGCUGUGCUUUCGCGUCAAUUCCGCGAAAUCGCCCGCUCGAGAAUCGAAGCCCUCCUCGCGUCCUUCCCUAAACUCGCCGAUGCCGGUACUCAGCACACGACCGUGGAGCAAGACAAUGUCCGUUUCGUUUACCAGCCCCUCGAUGAGCUCUACAUCGUCUUGAUCACCAACCGCCAAUCGAACAUCCUCCAAGACAUCGAUAGCUUACACCUUUUCGCCCAAGUGACCACCAGCAUCUGUAAGAGUCUGGAUGAGCGGGAGAUCUUGCGCAAUGCAUUCGAGCUGCUCAGUGCCUUUGACGAACUGGUGACGCUUGGCUACCGGGAGAACUUGUCCCUUUCCCAGAUCAAGACAUUCUUGGAGAUGGAGAGUCAUGAGGAGAGGAUCCAGGAGAUUAUCGAGAGGAACAAGGAACUCGAAGCCAGCGAGGAGCGCAAGCGCAAGGCAAAGCAACUGGAGAUGCAAAGAAAGGAGGCCGCCCGCACUGGCCAUACAUACGAUACCUAUGAGGCGGAGAAGAAGAAGUCGUUUGCUAAGCCAUUGGUUACACGGGGCAAGGGCAUGCAGCUGGGCAAGAAGUCCAAGGCUACGGAUAUAUACGAGAAGGUCCGGGGUGAUUUCGGGCCCGAGGUCGAGGAAUCGAGCCCCUUAGUCACUCCGCAGGUGUCCACACCCGUUGGGGACAAUGCCUCGUCCGCUCGCGCAUCCCUGUCGGCCGACAGGGACCCCAUCCACGUUACUAUCGCCGAAACGCUGUCCGCCACACUAACCCGUGAGGGUGCGCUGAAAUCCUUUGAAGUCAAGGGUGAUCUCCAACUUCGCAUUUCCGAUCCGUCGCUCACCAAGCUCAAACUUGACCUGCUGGCCAAUCCGACCCACGGAGCUCAGUUCCGCACCCACCCGAAUGUCGACAAGGCCGUCUUUACCAACUCGUCCGAAAUCCAAUUGAAGGACAUGUCGAAGCGCUUCCCGGCAAAUAACGCAAUUGGUGUUCUGCGCUGGCGGGUAGCCGGCGGCGGGGAUAAUGCCGACAUUCUCCCUAUCACUUUCACUGUCUGGGUGAACAAGGGUUCUGACUCGACCACGGUGACGAUCGAGUACGAACUCACCGGUUCGGACACCUUGCGCGAUGUUAUCGUUACCAUCCCGUACGGUGCGACAGAGCCAGCCGUGUCUAGCUUUGACGCGGUCUACGAGGUAUCGGGCGAUAGCCUGGACUGGAACGUCGGAACCGUAGAUGAGAGCAAUGCCUCGGGUAGCUUCGAGUUCGAAGCUGCUGGCGACGGCGACGAGAACGAUUUCUUCCCCAUGAACGUCCGCUUCUCCAAGGCCACCCCCUUCGUCGAGGUGGAUGUCAACAACGUUUAUCUGCUGGAGCAGGAGGGCGAGAGCGCCGAAUUUGCUAAAGAAGUGAGAACAGUCGCGGAGAACUUUGUCAUUGAGUAAUUCCUGUUCAGUUUGUAUAGAGUAAUAAUGAUGUUCGGACCGGCUCUGAGGCUCGCGGCGAGUUUCCUUUCUUUUCUCUUGUUCUCUUUUUGGCUUCCCUUUGCGAAAGGGGCUUAUUAUCCUGUUCUUAUUGCGCCAAUGCAGAUUUUAUCCGUUUUAAUGGUCCUUACAUUGCUUUCUCCCUGUAAUUGUGAAAUUGCUGCGAGCUUACUACAUACAAACGCUAUGUUGCACUUGGCCCAGGAACUGAUAUCG
Molecule: messenger RNA, 1828 nt
Organism: Aspergillus campestris IBT 28561
Lineage: Eukaryota; Fungi; Ascomycota; Eurotiomycetes; Eurotiales; Aspergillaceae
Product: coatomer subunit delta
Exons: 5
Coding region: 86-1573 (495 amino acids)
Biological process (GO): endoplasmic reticulum to Golgi vesicle-mediated transport; Golgi localization; retrograde vesicle-mediated transport, Golgi to endoplasmic reticulum
Cellular component (GO): COPI vesicle coat; cytosol
Source: RefSeq, a predicted model, not a curated record